This is a messenger RNA of Nicotiana tabacum (common tobacco), 2971 nucleotides long. The record is from RefSeq and is a predicted model, not a curated record. Lineage: Eukaryota; Viridiplantae; Streptophyta; Magnoliopsida; Solanales; Solanaceae.
GUUUACAUAAAUUUUCUUUUUUGUGGUUUUUGUAUUUUAAAGAUUGGUUCUUGCAUUUGAUCAUGCCACUGCCAUAAAAAAAAAAAGGUGUUUUGCUUGGAACUGGAGUGGAUUGCUUUAUCUCUCUUGGGAGUGAAUAGGUUUACAAAUUUGUAUCUUCUAGGAUACCAAUUUUAACAUAGGAAAGACCAAUUUAUUGCAUAUUUGGAUAACUUUUUGGGGAAAAAUCAGUUAGAGCAAGUCUGAACUUCGAGUAGAAUUCUUGGAAUAGUGGUAAUUUUCAUUGAUGUUUGGAGAGUUUGAUAGUAUCUAAGAGAUGGUGUAAAUUUAGCUAGUUUUGGUGGUGGUGGGAUGUCAAUUGUUUCUCCACCUCCAACUUCUGCACCAUUUCCUGUUCCGCCAAUUGUCUUAACUCCACCUCCUCAGCUUUCUUCUCCGGCCCCUGCAUCUCAGCCUGAUGCAACAGCACCACCCGUGUCUUCGAUUCCUCCAACCUUGCCUCCUCAAUCUGCUCCUCCGACAAAUGCAACGUCUCCUUCCCCGGCCUCACCACCUCUACCGCAAUCCCCUCCUAACGUGACAUCGCCUCCUCCGAUGGCUUCUCCACCAACAGCUUCCGCUCCUCCAACAAAUGAUACAACUCCGACUUUUAGUCCUCCCCCUUUACCUUCCUCGCCUCCACCUAAACCUUCUCCUCCGCCUGCUAGUUCACCGCCACCUCAAUCUUCUCCUCCGCCUACUAGUUCACCACCACCGGUGUCUCCUCCGCCUACUAGUUCUCCUCCUCCAUCCAGCCCACCAGUUAGUUCCUCACCACCUCCGAAAGUUGAGCCUCCACCUACCUCACCUCCUCCAGAACCAACUCCUCCAACAAAUUCACCUCCACCGCCUCCAAAAGCUGAUCCUCCUCCACCUAUCUCACCUCCACCACAACCAGCCACUCCUCCAAGUUCAUCUCCACCACCACCAAAAGUUGAUCCGCCACCUACAUCUUCUCCGCCACCUCCACAGAAUCCGGAUCCUACUCCACCACCACAAUCUCCUGAAUCUCCGGAAGGUUCAUCCCCUCCGCCACCUUCGCCCGUGAAUCCACCUCCAUCACCAGUUUCUCCACCACCACAAGGUUCACCUCCUGCCCCAGCCUCUGACCCUCCUAAAAUUUCACCCCCUUCACCACCCCCACCUGCGAAUUCACCUCCAUCGCCAGCAUUUACGCCACCACGAAGUUCACCUCCUACACCGUCCUUGGAACCUCCUAAAACUCCACCUCCUUCACCACCAGUUCCUUCAGAUGGCACCACUACCAAUAGGUCAAGUAAUAAUGCAGCGGAUAGCUCAAACAGUCCGAGUAGUAGCGGCAUAGGGACUGGAGGUACAGUUGCCAUUGGCGUUGUUCUUGCUGUUUUAUUGCUUAGUAUUAUUGGAGCAGUGGGUUGGUGCAUGUGGAAGCGAAAGAAAAAGGCUUUUCUCCUCAAUGGCGAGAAUGUCAUGCCAACCUCUGUUGGCUCCACCCCACAAUCUGAGUCUGUCUUAUUGAAGAUACAAGAAUCAACACCUGGGACUGGAAACGGAACUGCCUCCAAUUUCCUAAUUUCUCCUGCAGGAUCUGGUGGAUUGGGAAAUUCAAAGAUAUGGUUUACCUAUGAAGAACUAGUUAAGGCUACUAAUGACUUCUCGGCUGAGAAUUUGUUGGGGGCGGGCGGAUUUGGUUCUGUAUACAAAGGAUAUCUAGAAGAUGGGAGGGAUGUAGCAGUAAAGCAACUAGAUAUUGGUGGGCGCCAGGGAGACCGGGAGUUCAGAGCUGAAGUUGAAAUCAUCAGUAGAGUACACCAUCGCCAUUUGGUUUCCCUUGUAGGUUAUUGCAUUUCUGAGAGUAGAAGGCUCCUUGUUUAUGACUAUGUCCCAAAUAACACCCUUUACUUUCAUCUUCAUGCGGCUGGAAGGCCUGUUAUGGAUUGGACAACACGUGUUAAGAUUGCUGUUGGUGCAGCUCGUGGAAUAGCUUAUCUGCAUGAAGAUUGCAAUCCCCGAAUUAUCCACAGAGACAUUAAAUCAUCAAACAUUCUUUUGGAUAGUAACUUCGAGGCUCGGGUUUCUGAUUUUGGUUUAGCAAAAUUAGCUCAGGAUGCAAACACUCAUGUUACAACACGUGUUGUUGGAACAUUUGGCUACAUGGCUCCUGAAUAUGCAUCAAGCGGCAAGCUGACUGAAAAAUCUGACAUAUAUUCUUUUGGGGUUGUGCUUCUGGAGCUAAUUACUGGACGGAAGCCUGUUGAUACAUCUCAGCCUUUAGGGGAGGAGAGUCUAGUUGAGUGGGCUCGGCCUUUGUUUAAUCAUGCACUCGACAAAGGGGAAUUUGAUCAGUUGGCAGAUCCACGCCUAGAGAAUAAUUAUGUUGCAACCGAGAUGUUUCAACUGAUUGAAGCAGCUGCAGCUUGUGUGCGCCACUCGGCUGUUAAGAGACCAGGAAUGGGACAGAUCGUGAGAGCUUUUGAUAGUUUGAAUAUUUCUGAUCUGUCAAAUGGGAUGAAAGUUGGUGAAAGUACGAUAUAUAACACUGCAGAACAAUCUGCAGAAAUAAGAUUGUUUCGAAGGAUGGCAUUUGGUAGUCCAGAUUUUAGUUCUGAUUUUUUCAGUCAAGGUACACACCAUAGUGGAGAAUCGGCUGAAGAUAGGGUAUAGUUACUAUAGCACACAACCAAAAGGCCUUGCUAAAGCAAGUGUAUGUAUCUGUUUAUAGAUCAAAAUCGCCUACGUUGAGAGGUAUACCAUUGCCCCUUCGAGGUUUUACUUAGUCGUUGGUUAGGUUUUGUAAGUAGAUUCAUUUUUUUGUUGACUUACAUUUAGGCCCUGCUAUUUUGGUAGCAAUUUUUCCUGUAAGUAACUGGAAUUUUUUUGUCUUCUCCAAUAUUUGUUCUUUCAAAAGGUUUAUUCAAUGUAUUUGUUCCUCUCAAAAUGGUGGAAAUGUUAA